AUGCUGCCCAGGUUCGUGCCGACUCAGUGCACGUCGGAGCAAGGCAUGUGUACGCCUGGAGCUUGCACCUGCCCCUUCCCACUCAUGAAGCGGGACUUGGUGACGCAGGAUGCCCUGGCUUGCUCCCAGUGUGUGGAAGAAUUCUGUCCAGCGGUGCCUGGAGGUACUGAGACAUGUACCGAGUCUGCCUGUGAGUGCGAAGAUCCUUCCUGGCCGAGGAUCGACGUUGGAUCGCCAGGGAGACCUUGCUGGCAAUGUGUACAUCCGCAUGUUGACAUGACGCUGCGGUCAGUGGGUGUUGAGGAGACUUGCCUUCGAGCGAUCGAAGGCAAUGAUGGCAUGCAGCUUGCUAGCUCGAAUUCAAGCUCCUGUACAGUCUUUCGCUUCGACGGCGCCUCGAUCUUGGUCAAGGAGCACAACACUAGCUGCCUUGCAUGGGCAGAUGAAUGGAAGUUGUUUCCUUGCAAGUCCGAGCCCAUCAAAUUUGCGCAACGUACCCUAUCCAAAGAUGAGGUUGGCUUGAAGGACAUGUACUGCGCAGCCCGAGGGAAGAACCUGUGCGUUCAAGCUGUUGAGUACAUGUGCACAACUGAUCCGGCUCAGUGCAGCACCGGUCCAUGCCGCUGCGAAGAUUCUUCGCACUUGCGCAAGGAGAUGCAGACGGUCAAUCGAUCUGUCUGUCACGUGUGUGCUCCUCCUCAGCCCAGUUGCAGCAUGUUUCCUGACUCUUGCUCUGCGGGUCCAUGCGAAUGCCACACUGGCUUUGUCAAGGUUAAACGUGACGAUGAUUGUUUCAGCUGCCGACCUGGGACAACUCCUCCAACAGGAUUGGCAUCGUUUCUGUCGUUUGCCUCAGCAGUUCUUACGUUUCUUUGUUGCGUUGCCCUGGGAGUUGCGGUGGGCUGCGCAAUACGCAGGUUUUUCGUCGGAGACAUUUCUGCCAGCGUGCGCCGUCGACGUCGGAAUGCUGCUCCAAGGACUUGGUCCGAACGAUGGGCUUUACGGCUGGAAGAGGUUUUUGAGGCCGUCUGCGAGACGGCUCGGUCGUGGAAGCCGCUGCGAUCUGCGAGCACUGCCGUGUGCAACUUCCUGGAUAUGUGUGAUGAUGCCCUGGAUCCAGUGUACACAUUGUUCGAGAGUGCUUUGGACGUUGCCCAGAAUGCCAUUGCUACCGCUACUCAGGACAGAUGUGGCAGGCGAGCCGCGGUGGAGCCAUUCUCCAAGCAAAACCCACGAAAAGAAAAAGAAAGCCAUCGACAAAGAGCUGCAACAAGGCACAGUGCAUCCCAGAAUGCUUUGCCAGGGAAGGAUUUGUCGCUGGCCGCUGGCAAUCUGUCCUGGGAUCCACUGCAUGCAAUGCACGAGGAAAAUGGCUCUUCCAAAGUGUCACCAAAGGAGUGGAUGAACGGCUUUGUUCCUGGUUUGGCUGCUCAACGAGACGCGGCUCGUGCCACGAAGACUUCUCCUGCGUGGCGCCUGGCGACCAGUGCUGUUCAACGGCUUCGGCAACGAAGGGAGGCCAAGGCCACAGCUGCAGCCAAGGCUGCACAGCAAGCCGUGCAACCACCGGCGGAAGAGGAGCCUCAAGUGGACGAAUCAUGGAUUGAUGCCAUGGAACGAAGGGAGGCGAAAGAGAAGGAGGCCAAGGAACGUGCUGCGGCACAACGCAGGGAACGUAAACACGCGGCCAGAGCCAGGCGCUCUCGAAAUGGUCACGAAGGUGCGGCUGAGGAUUGCGACCAGAUCGAGCACAGCGAGCGUGACAUCAUCCAGGUGGCCAGUGAAUCCGAGAGUGCACAGGCGAAGCUCCAGCAGGCUGGCGAAGAUGAAGGCGAGAUGACAAAUCUGCAAGAUGAGCUUCUCGUAUGUGAGGAUGGCGAGGAUUCAGGCGAGAGGACAAAUCCGCAAGAGGAGCUCCUCUUGUCUGAGGAUCGCAAGUUCAUCGACGAUGAGGUCGACGCAUCAUCUCAGGCAAGCGAUGGAUGGAUCAAAAGCUCCACCCAGAAAGUGCGAAAUACGAGAAGACGAGGUGACAUACAAGGAGAACAGGAACCUGCUGCGGAGCCAGAUCCUCAGCAUGAGGAAUGCAGCAGGCUGGAGCCUGAUGGCCAAAAGCAGAGCGACACGGAGAAGAUCGAGCCGCAGACGACUUCAGAUGCUGCAAGUGGCUUGUCCAAGCGGCAGCGGCAGCGGCUGCGGCAGCGACAAGCCGUGGAGGAUGCACGUGCAUCUGGUCGAAAGACAGAUCAGCGGGUCGAGGUCCGUUCCAAGAAGAUGGACAAAGCAGAAGUGGAAGUUUCAUUACACUCCACUGCAGAUGUAGCCACUGCGUCGGCAGCACCCCCGACAUCCACCGAAGAAGCACAAGAGACGAUUGCCCCAGAAGCAGAAGCCCACGUGCAGAAGGAAAAGGAGUCGAAGGAGGACGGUCCGCAGGGGCUCGUGCCAUCCUUUGCCGACAUCGUAGCAGGGAGACCCCCAAGGCCUCCUGGAGAAGAACCAAGAGAAUUGGAGGCAUCGGCAGCGCUGCAGUUUGCGGCGGACGCUCCAGAUUUCGUGCCGUUGGCUGCUAUGACUGAGAUGCCGUUCCAGGUCAUGACAGCUUCGGCAUACUCUGCACUUUGGGCACAAGCUGGCCUGGCUUCAUCCACGAGGAAGGCUAGGAGAGGUCGCAAGGCUCGCAGAGAGGGAGAUGAUCUGCAAGCCCUUCCAUUGACCACAGUUGUAAUCUCCGAGAUCCCAGAGCACUACACAGCAGAGUCUUUCAGGCUUUUGCUCGAUGGUUGGGGUCUUGGUUACAACUUCUUCUACAUGCCUCCGGAGAGGCAAGAAGAAUACGGCCAGUGUGCCAUUGUAAACUUUGUCGAUCCCAGCUGCGUGAUGGUGUGCCAGUGUGUGUUCCAGGCAGCCAGCGAGGGCAUCGUCUCCUUGUUCCCCAUACAGGGUCUGGAGAACAAUGUUGCUUACUGGACACAGGCCGUGGUCACCGAGGACAUGGUCAACGGACCCUUGGUCUUCCCGGGGGCAGCUGCCCAUUGGUCGUUUGAUUCAGCGAGUCUGCUGAACAGCAAAUUUUCACCUCAGAUCCGCGAGCAGUUUCAUAAGACAAAGCUAUGUGUCUUCAACAGAAACCAGAAGUGCAGUAUGGGCGCCCUGUGCCCGUUUGCGCACUCAGAGGAGGAGCUUCAGAAGGCUCCUGACUUGAAGAAGACCAAGCUCUGCUAUAACUUCUUCCGCCGAAAAUGCAACGAUGCUAACUGCAAGUUCGCACACGGGUAUGCCGAACUGCGAGCUACAGACACUGUCUUCAAGACGGAGCUUUGUCGCUGGUGGGCCAAUGGCAGCUGCAAGGCCGGUGCAUCGUGCAGAUACGCUCACGGUCUCAAGGAACUCCGAAGCAAUCCGACUUCCGCAGGUCUGCUCGCGGCUCCCAAUGAGUUCGCCGAGGCCGAGGAAUUCCGCUUCGAGCACUACGGAUUUAGUGACUCCUUGGGCCUGGAUGCCUCUUACGCAGAGGAGGAUGCAACAGGCUUUAUGCGAAUGGGAAGUGAAGAAACUUCCGAGGCCAUGCUGCAGGACCGAUCUGCCAGUGAAAGCGACACAGAGUUCGAGGCAUCCAACUUCCUCGGCCCACGUUGCGGCGGUCUUCCACGUCAGCAGACAGCUCCACCCACCGCGGCCUUCAGCAAGGAUGACGACAACAUCAUGUUGCGUAUCAAAGGCACCUUCAUGGAGGCCGUCCGAAUCGACGAAGAUAUUCCUCAAGUGUCUAUGCACCGCUCGUGGAGUGAUGGCGAUCUUGCUCAGCUUUGCGAGGCAAUUGAGAGUGAGUCGGAGGCCGAGUCUGAAUAG
Symbiodinium sp. CCMP2456 is the source of this 3852-nucleotide messenger RNA. Lineage: Eukaryota; Dinophyceae; Suessiales; Symbiodiniaceae. The record is from the annotation of a GenBank genome assembly.